This is a messenger RNA of Sphaerulina musiva SO2202, 3752 nucleotides long. RefSeq names its product galactose oxidase. The transcript has 2 exons. Bases 200 to 3508 code for a protein of 1102 amino acids. Gene Ontology annotation, cellular component: mitochondrion; cytosol. The record is from RefSeq and is a predicted model, not a curated record. Lineage: Eukaryota; Fungi; Ascomycota; Dothideomycetes; Mycosphaerellales; Mycosphaerellaceae. Gene Ontology annotation, molecular function: protein binding. Gene Ontology annotation, biological process: cell redox homeostasis.
AUCGAAAUGCCCUUUUCUUCUUCUUCUUCUUCUUCUUCCUCCUCCUCCCUCACCGCACUCACUUGAAUCCUUCUCUGCUUUGAUACCUGAAUGCCACUCUCGCUGCAACGUUGCUUUUGCUUGCUUUGCCAAGUACCACGGAACUUAUUCUUAUACGACAUCAUACCUCACGAACAGUUGUGCCGCGAGCUGACCGCAGAUGUCUGUUCCUCUAGGGGUCUUCGCUUUCCCGGCGGCCGCUGAGAAACGCUCUGAUCAGAGUAGUGUAAAGUCUACCAAGCAGAAGAAAGACGGCCAUCAUCCGUCGACCUCGACCUCAGACACCCAGUCUGCUGCAGGUCGGUCCUUGGAUCGGAGCAGAUCAGGACUGAAGACCAGAUCGGUCAAGAAGCAGUCCACUCCAUUGUCUUCUCGCUCGUGGGUAGCUGCAUUUACACGAGAGAGAAAGCAGCCUUCGCGGUCCAGGUCUGAUCCUGUGGUGCCUCGUGCCUUCUCUACAUCGACUGCUGGAUCUUCACCGCACGAUUCUUUUGACCUGUCGACCACACCACUACUUCCAAAAGAGUAUUCCUACGUUCCUUCCGAAUCGGAGCCGAGUUCUGGGUCCUUCACAUACUCGAUUCCGAGCAGUACUGCCCCAUCGCCCACGACUGCGUCUGCAUGCCUGCCCUCGCAUCCCGCUAGCCCUCGAUCCACGCCGCGGCAUGUACCAAUAAAGAUACCCUAUUGUCCGGACUGGGGCACUCCAACAAAGACGAAGUGCGACACGACCCUGCCAAGGAAACUGUCUUUCCACCAAUUACCGCCAUUGGCACUCUCGCCCAUACCACCCAUAUCGCCUUUCACCAUGUCUUCGACGACGCCGGAAUCAAGUCGGGCCAAUACUAUGGACUCCAGUGUGUCUCGUCCCACUUCAGGACAACUAUACCCUAACAGUCAGAAUGGUUCGCAUGCAAACAUCAGCGCUCACAGCAGCCAGGUGAGCCUGGUUGGCAUGCGAUCAGAGUACGAGUCUGCUUCCGAGGCUGAAUCCACCCAUGGCGACGAUAAUGGACCUAGUCAACACACUCCUUCACAAUCCAUCAGCUCAGCAAACCCACAAACCACAUCCUCCCCAGCCAACCCGGCUGGACUUUCAGGCUUGGUGUGCAAUGUACAUCGCACCACGGGACGGGAGCCGCAUCCUCUCGUUGGCGCGACCACAACGGUACUGGGAGAUAAGCUGUACGUGUUCGGCGGGCGACGACUCUCACGAACGAAGCCACAGUUGACCGCCAAUCUCUACGAGCUGGACCUCAUACGUCGCCAUUGGACGAAGCUGGAUACUACUGGCGACAUUCCACCACCUCGCUAUUUCCACAGCGUAUGUGCACUUGGUGACACCAAGCUGGUAUGCUAUGGCGGCAUGUCACCCGCGCCUCCGCAAGACCCAGCUGCAGAGGCACAGCCCGAAGUCAUUGUGAUGUCUGACGUUCAUAUUUAUGAUGUGCCGAGUCAGACAUGGACAAAGCUCAAUACGCCCGACGCGCCACAGGGACGUUACGCCCACUGCGCCUCGAUACUACCAUCAGCAGCAGUGUUCGCCUCAAAGGACGCGCCAAUGUCUGCCGUACACCACAAUCCCGCAAGUGAUAAGCCUAAUGAGGGAUCGCUUGGUGUCCACCUCGACGGUACCGGUGGAGCAGAAAUGGUCGUGGUGGGAGGUCAAGAUAGCGCAAAUCACUACAUUGAACAAGUGAGCAUCUUUAAUCUGCGAAGUCUGAAAUGGACGGGCACCACAGGAAUGGGUCGUAGCUGCGGUGCCUACCGCAGUGUUGUGACACCAUUGACCACGAUGAGUGCGAGCCAAAUCGGCGCUGGACCUCACGCGCACAGCGAGCUCGAAGAAGACGAUGAAGAGCCCACUACCAUUGGAUCAGGAUCGCCAAUGCUGAUCUAUUCCAACUACAAUUUCCUUGACGUGAAGCUGGAGCUCCAAGUCCGUCUCCCCGACGGAACGCUCACAGAGAAGCCUAUGCAGACGGCUGUGUCACCGCCGGGCCUUCGAUUUCCAAAUGGCGGCGUCAUCGACAAUCAUUUCGUGGUAUCGGGCACGUUCCUCACAUCAUCGAAGCAAGAGUACGCGCUGUGGGCGCUAGAUUUGCGCACCCUCACGUGGAGCCGCAUCGAUGUUGGCGGCAGCAUCUUCAGUCAGGGCAGUUGGAAUCGUGGUGUGCUCUGGGCUCGACACAAUGCAUUUGUGAUUUUGGGCAAUCGCAAGCGCAGCCUCGUGGAUGAUUAUAACAAUCGUCGUAUCAACUUCUCCAACAUCUGCGUUGUUGAGCUGGAGGCAUUCGGCCUAUACGACAAUCCGCGCGUAGCUGAGCCCACAUCUUCUUACACAUCGGCAAGCGCUAUACCCAGCGUACUUCCUCAACCACUACCGCCCUCCAAAGAUGACGCUGCCUUCUGCCGCUUGCUCUCAUCUGCAGCGGAAGAUAUUGGUGCGCUCGCACUCAAUGUGCGCGAGCUUGCCGAUAUGGACUUUCUCGCCAUCGAUGGCACACGGGUGCCUGUCAAUUCACGUUUGAUCUCUCGGCGAUGGGGACCGCACUUCAUCACUCUGCUGAGAGAGUCUUUGAUGUCAGCUGAAAAUGGAGCAGACACUGCCACACUGCGGCCAAACGCUGCAGGACAUCCUUCGCGAAACUCCAGCAUUACCAUCACGCCUUCGCUGACCUCCACAAUGUCGGGCACAACCACACUGACCAACAAUAGUCUGGCGACCGACACAAGUCUUCCAGAUACGCGAACAGCACCCCCUGCGACGCGACCGAGAUUGCUAUAUCUUCCACAUACGGCACCAACGCUGCAUGCCCUGUUACACUACCUGUACAUCUCCACACUCCCCUCGCCACCACAUCCGCUAGCGACGCCACAAAUCUUUUGCUCGCUCCUGCAGCUUGCACGACCAUACAAGAUUGAUGGUCUGCAGGAGGCCACAAUCGAACGCUUGCACCAAUGCCUUGACGGCCGAAAUGCUGCAGCAAUUUUCAAUGCUGCAGCCAUGGGCGCAGGAGGAGGGGACAGCAUCCAUUUCGCAACCAAUACGCGCUCCAUUCCCAGGAGCGACAUCCCGGUCCGAACAGCUAGUCUCGCUGGUCUGGAGGGUUUGCUCAACGGCAGCCAGAGUGCCAAUCCUCGCUCAUUGUCUAGCUUGCGCAUCGACACCGAUAUGGCGAAUGGUCGCAGUGUUCGUAACACGUUGAGACCUGGGCCACGCGCUGCAGCCGAUGAUACAGAUGAAGAGCCCAUGAGUGCGGUCUCGACUACCAGCAUGAGUGAGAGCGAGAUCUUCGCGCAUAGCAGCAAAGAAGUGCAGGAUGUGUGGAACGGUGCACUGAGUUCAGUCGUUGGACUGCAGAAGCGUGGGUUGAGAGGAUUGAUGGAAGGUCGACGCAUGCGAGAAAAGGGUCGAGAUGGGUUUGCAGAGGGUGGUCGCGUGGGUCUGGGCAUUGCAGCGAAUUAGAGUACCUAUGGAUAGAUAGAUGGGAUCUGGCGCUUGGCCGGCGGAUGGUCAUGACUUGCUUUUGAGUACGUUAUCGCUGGGGAUGGCGCUGCUGCUCGAUACCCAUGGGCUGAGUAUCACACGAGAGCUAUUGCACCGUAUCGCCACAUCUCGUUUCGGUUUUGUGUCUGCUGCUUUAUCAGAUACUAGUUUAGGUAGUCUUCUGUACGGCUUCCUGCCGAAAGAAAAAUGAAAUGAACCUGAA